AUGGGGCGCCGACCGGCCCGGUGCUAUCGCCAGAUCAAGAACAAGCCGUACCCCAAAUCGCGGUACUGCCGGGGUGUGCCUGACCCGAAGAUCCGGAUCUAUGACGUGGGGAUGAAGAAGAAGGGAGUGGACGAGUUCCCCUUCUGCGUGCACCUGGUGAGCUGGGAGAAGGAGAACGUCACCAGCGAGGCCCUGGAGGCUGCCCGCAUCGCCUGCAACAAGUACAUGACCAAGUUCGCUGGCAAGGAUGCCUUCCACCUGCGCGUCCGCGUCCACCCCUUCCACGUCCUCCGCAUCAACAAGAUGCUCUCCUGCGCCGGCGCCGACCGACUCCAGACCGGCAUGCGCGGUGCCUUCGGCAAGCCCCAAGGCACCUGCGCGCGCGUGGACAUCGGACAGGUGCUCAUGUCCGUGCGCUGCAAGGACGGCAACGGCGGCAACGCCCAGGAGGCGCUGCGCCGGGCCAAGUUUAAGUUCCCCGGCAGGCAGAAGAUCAUCGUCAGCCGCAAGUGGGGCUUCACCAAGUACAGCCGUACCGAUUAUCUCAAGUGGAAGGAGGAGUGCCGCAUCGUCCCCGAUGGGGUCAACGCCAAGCUACUCGGAAGCCGCGGGCCACUCGCUAACCGCCUCCCCGGCCGCGCCUUCCUCGCCGCCCCCGUCUCCUCCGCUUAG
Molecule: messenger RNA, 672 nt
Organism: Spirodela intermedia
Lineage: Eukaryota; Viridiplantae; Streptophyta; Magnoliopsida; Alismatales; Araceae
Source: the annotation of a GenBank genome assembly